Messenger RNA from Brachypodium distachyon (stiff brome), 4275 nucleotides. Its product is annotated as probable mixed-linked glucan synthase 9. Gene Ontology annotation, molecular function: cellulose synthase (UDP-forming) activity; mannan synthase activity. Gene Ontology annotation, biological process: cellulose biosynthetic process; plant-type primary cell wall biogenesis. Lineage: Eukaryota; Viridiplantae; Streptophyta; Magnoliopsida; Poales; Poaceae. Bases 1757 to 4093 code for a protein of 778 amino acids. The record is from RefSeq and is a predicted model, not a curated record. Gene Ontology annotation, cellular component: plasma membrane; trans-Golgi network. The transcript is spliced from 3 exons.
CGCGAUUUUGCCAAAGAAAAGAGAAGAAAAACCUCGCGCGACCACCUUUACUCCCCCACCCGCUAUCCCGCACCGACCUUCUCCUCUUCCUUCAUCCGCCGCGUGGCGUGCAGCCGUCCACCGCUCUCUCCCGGUCGCGAAUCCCUUCGCCGUGGAGCCAGGUCCCGUCGCCAUCCGCCGCGACUCCUGCCACUGCAGGAGUGCAGUCUCCAGAGCGCGGCUGCUUCGGCCGAGAAGUCGUCGGCAAGGGGCCUCUCCUUGGCUCCUUGCUGCUGACGGUGACCGACGUCGAUGCUGCAGCGUAGGGGUCUCUUGCGGCCGAGGGAUGUCGGCGUGGUGGAGGCGAGCGGUGUUUUGGAGGCGGUAAAGAUGAGCGGGCAGGGAGAUUUGGGGUCAGGUUUUUGGGUGCGAAGAAUGGAGGCGAACCGAUGGAAUGAAGAGAUUCCAGAAGGUUCUGGAGCUGUUGUGGAUGGCUCCCAUGGAUUCUGGAAGGUUUGAGAGGAGGGGACGACAACGUUCCUUUUCCUCUUUAUUUGUUGGGCGCCGUUCAAGAAAAUUCUUAGGUUUUACACAUUACAAAAGUAAAUUCAUCCUUAUAUAGCCAUUCAACAUUGUAAUUUCUUCGGGGAAUCAUAGGAAUUCAGGGUGAGGAUUUUGAUUCGUAAGGCGCAUAAGAGCUGUAGCGCCUUGGGAGAAAACUGGUUCGCCCUUGAAGCACAUAAGAAUUACAGGGGUUACUGAACAAGUGCGAUAGUUUUUUUAUUGCUUUAAUCUACAAGUCUUUUCCCAAAUCACUGGGGCCUAUACAAGUCUCAACAAUGUUCUCAGUGUUUUACAAACAAGAGAGGAGAAGAAGAUUAUCAAGUCUUUAUUAACAAAUUUGAGCCAUCAAAUAUAUUUGGGCUCACAGUUCAUAUGAAACAACUGUUUGUGGGAAAUAUGUUCCAAGAAAGAUAAAUUCAAUUGAAACAAGGCUUAAAUUUAGGCAUGCUGGCUGAUUUUCUGAUACUAAUGGAUGUAUAAGUGAAACUGCUAAGUUUAGUUGUCAUCUACAAUGUGUAUAACCUUCUGCAGAUGAAACAGCUGCAACCUUGAACAAUUUGUGAUUCCAUGAAACACCAUCUCUCGCUAUGUAGGCUUGUGCAUAAUAAAACUCCAUUCAUAAAAUGUGUGUGUGUGGUGAUCCAAUUGUUAUGUUUAGUUGUUUAUGCCUGAUGUCAGCUUUGUUCCUCCUCAAAACAACAAGAUCUGAGUCGCCAUGCUGAUGGAGCUUGGGGUUUCCGUCUUUGGGUAGGCUUGGUGGAGGCGUCGAUGACGAAAGAAACAAUGAGACAUAACGCUUUAGACAAUUCUCUAAUAUUUAUGAAAGUUUAAUAAUCAAUACAUAUAUAUAUGGCUUACAAAUUCGCUCGUGAUAUCUUUGAUUUAGUUUAUAUUAACUGAGAGCAAUGCACACGAUUAUUUGAUUUUUUUUAGUCUUCUUCCACUUCCGCAUUAUGCUAGGAAUGCAAUCAUGUAUGACAGUAUGAGUAAGAAAGUGAGCAAGUAUACUGGUAAAUAUUAGGAGACUUUUUUUAUAUUUAUUAUCAUAUAUUAGUUGAAAUAUGUCUUGAAGUAAGUUUAAUUUAAUAAUUAAUACACAGGAGCACGUGAGCUCAGAGUCAUAUAAUUGCACGGGCAACUUGGCAACAUUUUACUCCUACAGUUGUUGACCCUGGUUAGAGUUAUUGUGGUUAUCCUAUUCUUCACUUGGCGCAUGAAGCACCGGGACUCCGAUGCAAUGUGGUUGUGGUGGAUCUCGGUCGUUGGGGACCUGUGGUUCGGCGUAAGCUGGCUGCUAAACCAACUGACCAAGCUCAAGCCCAGGAAAUGCAUCCCCAACCUUUCCCUCCUGAGAGAACAAUUUGAACAGCAGCCUGUCGAUGGCUCCAGCUCUGGCCUCCCUGUCCUUGACGUGUUCAUUAACACUGUCGACCCAGUGGAUGAACCCAUGCUCUAUACCAUGAACUCUGUCUUGUCCAUCCUCGCCACCGAUUACCCAGCUGAGAAGCACGCCACCUACUUCUCUGAUGAUGGCGGGUCACUGGUGCACUAUGAGGGGUUACUUGAAACUGCAAAGUUUGCUGCAUUGUGGGUUCCAUUUUGCCGGAAGCAUUGCGUCGAGCCAAGAGCACCAGAGAGCUACUUCUGGACGAAGACGCGGCUCUAUGCCGGGAACGCCCCCGAGGAGUUCGUUGAUGACCAUAGGUGCAUGCACGUGGAGUAUGAAGAGUUUAAGGCACGAUUGGAUGCGCUUUCUACUGUCAUUGCGCAACGAUCAGAGGCCUGCAACCAUGCAAACACCAAAGUAAGGUGUGAAAAUGCAACUUGGAUGCUGGAUGGAACACAAUGGCAAGGCACCUGGGUUGAGCCAGCGACCGGGCAUAGGAAAGGACAUCACCCUGCAAUUCUUCAGGUCAUGUUGAAUCAACCAAGCAAUGAGCCUCAGCUCGGCAUGCCAGCAAGCUCUGACAACCCGCUAGACUUCAGCACGGUCGAUGUGCGCCUCCCAAUGCUGGUGUACAUCUCCCGCGAGAAGCGGCCGGGCUACGACCACCAGAAGAAGGCGGGCGCCAUGAACGUGCAGCUGCGUGUGUCGGCGCUGCUGUCGAACGCGCCCUUCAUCAUCAACUUCGACGGCGACCACUACAUCAACAACUCGCAGGCCUUCCGCGCAGCCAUGUGCUUCAUGCUGGACCGGCGUGAUGGCGACGACACUGCCUUUGUGCAGUUCCCACAGCGCUUCGACGAUGUCGACCCAACGGACCGGUACUGCAACCACAACCGCAUGUUCUUCGAUGCCACCCUGCUGGGCCUCAAUGGAAUCCAGGGCCCCUCCUUCGUUGGCACCGGCUGCAUGUUUCGCCGCGUCGCGCUCUAUGGUGCUGAUCCGCCUCGGUGGCAGCCUGACGACGACUCCAAGGCCUUGCAACAACACAGUCCAAACAUUUUCGGCACAUCGGCGGCGUUCGUCAACUCGCUGCCGAUGGCCGCUGACCAAGAACGUUCCGUCGCGACACCGGUGACGCUCGAUGAGGCGGAGCUGAGCGACGUGAUGACGUGCGCUUACGAGGACAGCACGGAGUGGGGCAACGGCGUCGGCUGGGUGUACAACAUUGCGACAGAGGAUGUGGUGACUGGCUUCCGGCUGCACCGGGCAGGCUGGCGGUCUAUGUACUGCGCCAUGGAGCCGGAUGCGUUCCGCGGCACGGCACCGAUCAACCUGACGGAGCGGCUAUACCAGAUCCUGCGCUGGUCGGGGGGGUCCCUGGAGAUGUUCUUCUCCCGCUUCUGCCCGCUCCUCGCCGGCCGCCGGCUCCACCCCAUGCAGCGCAUCGCCUACGUCAACAUGACAACCUACCCAGUCUCGACCUUCUUCAUCGUCAUGUAUGACCUGUACCCGGUGAUGUGGCUCUUCCACGGCCAUUUCUACAUCCAGAAGCCGUUCCAGACGUUCGCUCUGUUCGUUGCUGUCAUCAUCGCCACGGUGGAGGUGAUCGGCAUGGUCGAGGUGAAGUGGGCGGGGCUCACGCUGCUCGACUGGUUCCGGAACGAGCAGUUCUACAUCAUCGGCACGACAGGGGUGUACCCGACAGCGAUGCUGCAUAUCCUGCUCAGGUCCCUCGGCCUCAAAGGGGUGUCCUUCAAGUUGACAGCCAAGAAGCUGAUGACGGCCGGCAGCGCUAGGGAGAGGCUUGCAGAGCUGUACGACGUGCAAUGGGCGCCUCUGCUGGCACCCACGGUGGUGGUGUUGGCUGUGAAUGUGGCCGCAAUUGGCGCGGCGGUGGGAAAGGCAGUUGCCUGGCGAUGGUCGACCGUGCAGGUUGCCGAGGCAGCGACCGGGCUGACGUUCAAUGUGUGGAUGCUGCUGCUGCUCUACCCCUUCGCGCUUGGGAUCAUGGGGCUCUGGAGCAAGAGGCCGUAUGUCCUCUUCGCCUUGCUCUUGGCCGCGGUCGCUGCCACCGCCUCGGUUUAUGUCGUUCUGGUUGGCUCCGUGCCGGAUUUCCUCUCUUCUCGGGAUCUUGGCUCCAUUCCAUCUAGUAAGCUAGUUUGAAUUUUGUUGAGUAGGGCUGCAUGCAGGCCUGUGACAGAUCUGCGUCAAAGGCUCUAAACAGCUUGUGUUGUAGUAAUAUCAGUGCUCUACCGGAUACAGAUUGCGCCAUCUGGGUGAUAUGCUUAUCUGAAGUCUCAAAUGAAUGCCAGGAUGACUCGGGGUUAGCCCCCGGUUUCUGCACC